AUGAAUUUUGCCGCUGUUGGGCGUCCAUUGGGAUGCCUCAAGACCGCAUUGAGGCAAGCGAGGCAACAGCGGGCAUGGCAGAGGUCGCUUGCAACAGCCGCUGCUCCCGAGGCCCCUAACGUCUCUAAGCCCAUACUCACAGCCCGACAGCGCUCGCGCGAAGAGAGACUUGCUCGAUUCCAAGUGUACCCCGAGGUGCCGACCGUUCGAACCGACUUCAAGGACCCCAUGCCGGUGCUGCGCCAGGCGCAAAUCACAAUGCUCGAUCCCACCGGAGCGAGAACUCGACUAUUCGCCAAAGACCAGGCUGACGCUGCGAAGCCGGGCGAUGUGCUAAUGGUCAGCACCAAAAAUGGAGAGCCUUUCUCGGGUUACCUGAUCGAAAUCCGUCGACGUGGUGCGGACACAGCCAUUCUGCUGCGCGGCCAGAUGAUGAAGACGAGCGUUGAGUCGUGGUUCAAAGUCUACAGCCCUACGGUUACAGCCAUCAACAUUAUCUGGAGACGGCCGAAGAGAGCCAGGAGAGCCAGGCUCACGUACAUGCGCAAGCCAGAGCACGACAAGGGCAGCGUUGACCACUUGGUAGCGGCAUGGAAGAAGGAGCGCUCUACUCUGCGCUCCAAGUCUGGAUCUGGCGGUGUUAGACAGCAAAAGGCCAGGGGCAAAUAA
Messenger RNA from Akanthomyces muscarius, 669 nucleotides. RefSeq lists its product as uncharacterized. Gene Ontology annotation, cellular component: mitochondrial large ribosomal subunit; ribosome. Gene Ontology annotation, biological process: translation. The coding region runs from base 1 to 669 and encodes 222 amino acids. The transcript is spliced from 2 exons. NCBI's taxonomy places the organism in Eukaryota, Fungi, Ascomycota, Sordariomycetes, Hypocreales, Cordycipitaceae. The record is from RefSeq and is a predicted model, not a curated record. Gene Ontology annotation, molecular function: structural constituent of ribosome.